Phaeodactylum tricornutum CCAP 1055/1 is the source of this 1195-nucleotide messenger RNA. RefSeq lists its product with no specific name. Gene Ontology annotation, molecular function: DNA-binding transcription factor activity; sequence-specific DNA binding. The coding region runs from base 112 to 1131 and encodes 339 amino acids. The record is from RefSeq and is a predicted model, not a curated record. The transcript has a single exon. Lineage: Eukaryota; Bacillariophyta; Bacillariophyceae; Surirellales; Neidiaceae. Gene Ontology annotation, biological process: regulation of DNA-templated transcription.
CAAAUUGGGCUCGCAAUUCCUACCGUAUGGAAAAGAUCGAAAGUUCUGCACCAUUGCUUUCCGAAACGCCUUCCGCACUCGUUUUCUCGUUCCAGUGAUGCAUACACAACCAUGAACAUUAGCCAACUUAACGCAAGCGAGCUAGCUGCAUUGCUUGGAGCUCAGAAUCCUAAUAUUUCGAAUGAUCUAUCUGGAGGAUAUCCACGUCAACAGCAGAUGGGCGGGUCAAACAGUCCUAAUGUGAACAUGUCCGCUCAGAACGCUGUCCUAACCUCGCUCCUAAAGCAGCAGCUGCAAAUGCAGCAAAUGCAGCAGCACCAGUUGCAACAGCAACAAUUGGGAGAUCAACAACACGCUCAGCUUCUACAGCAACUGAUAGCCCUCGGAGGCCUUCCCCCGACUGCUCCUCCGCCCCGUGUAGACAAUCUCUUGCUCCUGCUUCAACAACAACGACAACUACAAGAUCUCCAAGCCAUCGGAGGCGGACAAGGCAAUCCCUUCUCAUCUCUCACCGGAAGUGCAUUUGGUGGAAAUUAUGAAUCAAGCCAAAGAGAGGCUCUGGUUCUUGCCAAUUUCCUCCAGGGUCAGCAAGCUUCGCCACCGCCACCUCCUGCUCAGCACCUACCGCAACAAGCGGCACUGGCGGCCCUUUCUGCUGGUGAACAAAAUCGAUCUGCCGCUGCCUGUGAGAACGACCCUCAUAGCCUCCCUCUUCCUCCGGAUCGAAGACGAAAGGGCCGCACUGGAACAUUUCCCCAAAAGCUACAUCAAAUGCUAACCGAUCUCGAAAGACAAGAUGGCGGCGGUGACAUUGCCUCAUUCCUACCCCACGGACGAGCAUUUUCGAUCCACAAGCCUCGCGAUUUUGUUAAGCUGAUCAUGCCAAAGUACUUUCGAAUGAGCCGCUUUUCCAGUUUCCAACGGCAGCUGAAUCUCUACGACUUUCAACGCAUCACAGAAGGACCCGAUAAGGGAGCCUACUACCACGAAUUGUUUGUCCAAGGCCGGCCAAUUCUUUCAACAAUGAUGAAGCGCAACAAAAUUAAAGGUGUGAACACUCCUCAGAACGCAAAAUCGUCGAAUGAUAAAGACGACGAGGAUGGAUCCCAAGGAGAUGAAAACGAGGAUUAGCCUAGACGGAUAUAGCCACGUGGGUGUAGAAAUUUUAUUUACAGUAAUUCAUGUUGCACUGUAA